AUGGCUAAGUAUUUACAGAGUGCUCCUGUUAGCCAGGGAGCAUUGCAGCACAAGGAGUUUCUCUUAGAUGGCUUGUACAUGGAGCAGCGCCCCCAAGGAUCGCCGAAUCCGAACGAGGUCAUUAUAGUGAAUCCUGGCCUUCCUAUGAAGUUUGGCUGCACCGCGGCUACUGAUUGGACAAUAUAUGAUGGCAUUGGCCCCGACAAGAAGCUUGUGGCACAUGCACAGGGGGUACUUACGGGUGCUGGUGCAACCGAAGGAACCUGGUCCCUUUGUUUUAACAUGGUGUUCGUCGAUGAGAGGUUCAAAGGUUCCAGCCUUAAGGUGCUUGGAAAUAUGAGCUCACCACUAGAAGGUGAAUGGGCAAUCCUUGGUGGGACGGGUGAGUUUGCCUAUGCGCAAGGUGUUGUCUUGUUCAAGAUCCAAAAGUUUUAUGAGCUUCAGAUCCGCGUCUUGUGCCUCAACUUCUCGUCAUCCCUAUCAUUGCCUAUAAAGAUGGGGCCAUGGGGCGGAAAUGGAGGUUUCCCUCAAGACAUGACCGCAGGAAAGCCGUUGCGUCUACGAAGUAUGAGAAUAAACAGUGGCUCGCGCAUCUUUUCGCUUGAGUUUUCUUAUGUCGACAAACUUGGGAAGGUCCGCUCUGAAGGUCCAUGGGGUGGCAGCAGCGGAGGGAACUAUCAGACUAUUGAGCUAGGCCCUAAAGAGUUUGUGAAGCAAAUAUCGGGGACAAUUGACAACCUUGUGACUGAAACUGUUAUAACUUCUCUUGUUCUCGUCACCAACAUCAGAAAGUAUGGGCCUUACGGAAGUGUGCAGGGCACAAGUUUUGAUGCCACGGUACCGGAAAAUACAUGUGUUGUGGGCUUCUUUGGCAGAUCUGGUGGUGCACUUGAUGCAAUUGGCAUUUACCAUGGUCCCAUCGCAGUUUAG
Molecule: messenger RNA, 930 nt
Organism: Triticum turgidum subsp. durum (durum wheat)
Lineage: Eukaryota; Viridiplantae; Streptophyta; Magnoliopsida; Poales; Poaceae
Source: the annotation of a GenBank genome assembly